Arvicola amphibius (Eurasian water vole) is the source of this 6007-nucleotide messenger RNA. RefSeq names its product WD repeat and FYVE domain containing 2 (gene Wdfy2). The coding region runs from base 212 to 1414 and encodes 400 amino acids. Gene Ontology annotation, molecular function: metal ion binding; protein binding. The record is from RefSeq and is a predicted model, not a curated record. The transcript is spliced from 12 exons. NCBI's taxonomy places the organism in Eukaryota, Metazoa, Chordata, Mammalia, Rodentia, Cricetidae.
UCUUAGGUGGCGCCGGCUUGCGGCCGGUGUGGCGGUGGUAUUGGUUCCAGAAGCCGGAGCGGGCACGUUCCCUGGACAGGCGUCAGGGCUAUGGUCGCCAGCUUCCGAAGGCCCACUUUGCAUCUCAGCCCGAUCCUGAGCGCGAACCUGAACUGUCUCCUCAGCCCAGUCCCCCGGAGCGGUCGGCCGCUCCCCGGGCGCGCCCCCUCCGAUGGCGGCGGAGACCCAGUCCCAGCCCCUGACCCGCAAGCCGAUCCUUCUGCAACGGGUCGAGGGGUCGCAGGAGGUGGUGAACAUGGCGGUGAUCGUGCCUAAGGAGGAGGGUGUCAUCAGCGUCUCGGAAGACAGGACAGUUCGUGUUUGGUUAAAGAGGGACAGUGGACAGUACUGGCCAAGCAUAUACCAUGCAAUGCCUUCUCCAUGUUCAUGCAUGUCUUUUAACCCGGAAACAAGAAGACUGUCCAUAGGUCUAGACAAUGGUACAAUCUCAGAAUUUAUUUUGUCUGAAGAUUAUAACAAGAUGACGCCUGUGAAGAAUUAUCCAGCACAUCAGAGCAGAGUGACGAUGGUCCUGUUUGUUCUGGAGCUGGAGUGGGUGCUGAGCACUGGGCAGGACAAGCAGUUCGCCUGGCACUGCUCUGAGAGUGGGCAGCGCCUGGGGUGUUACCGCACCAGUGCUGUGGCCUCGGGCCUGCAAUUUGAUGUUGAAACCCGUCAUGUGUUUAUUGGUGAUCACUCGGGCCAAGUCACCAUCCUCAAACUGGAACAAGAAAACUGCACACUACUAACGUCCUUCAGAGGGCACACAGGAGGGGUGACAGCACUCUGCUGGGACCCGGUCCAGCGUGUGCUAUUCUCAGGCAGUUCCGAUCACUCCGUCAUCAUGUGGGACAUCGGCGGGAGAAAAGGGACGGCCAUCGAGCUCCAAGGACACAAUGACAAGGUCCGAGCCCUCUCCUAUGCACAGCACACAAGGCAGCUCAUCUCGUGUGGCGGUGACGGUGGCAUUGUCGUCUGGAACAUGGAUGUGGAAAGGCAGGAGACCCCUGAGUGGUUGGACAGUGAUUCCUGCCAGAAGUGUGACCAGCCUUUCUUCUGGAACUUCAAGCAAAUGUGGGACAGUAAGAAAAUUGGCCUAAGACAGCACCACUGCCGGAAGUGUGGGAAGGCCGUGUGCGGCAAGUGCAGCUCCAAGCGCUCCUCCAUCCCACUCAUGGGCUUUGAGUUUGAAGUCCGGGUCUGCGACAGCUGCCACGAAGCCAUCACAGACGAAGAACGCGCACCCACAGCCACCUUCCACGACAGUAAGCACAACAUUGUGCAUGUGCAUUUUGACGCGACCAGGGGAUGGCUGCUGACUUCUGGGACUGACAAAGUGAUUAAGUUGUGGGAUAUGACCCCAGUAGUGUCAUGAUACCUCGCCCAGGGACUAGAAGAUGGUUUUCACUAAAGAAACACUUGUUUGAGCCUGAAAUCAUCACGGGAGAAGCAAAGAAUGCAAAUGUGAGCAGGAAGAGAGACCAAAGGCUCCGAGUGAAUCUGCUCUCCCCGGACUGUGGGGUGAGCUAGUGGAAGAGUGCUCUCGGGGCUCUUCAGCUGUCCUUACCAUAUAAAAAAGAUAUUUUUUUAUCAAAUGGUUUAUUCAGCCUGGCUGUGCUGCGUUGUGUUGAGUGCAUUGGAAAAUCUGUGUGGGGUGUUAAAGCUUCCGUGUUCCGUCCUUCCAUUAUAUUCAUUGCUUUCUGGGGGGGGGAGGGGGGGAGAAGAGAAAUAUCUGUGGAAGGUGUAGUGUCGUAUAAAACAGUGUCCACAUUUUCUUCACCUCAGCAUGUACCAGACAGAGCCUUUCUCUUCCCUUGAGUCUUCCUUCUCUGGCUGCACUCGCCUCUCGCCAGGGUGCGUGAUUACAGUUUGUUCCGGUGUUCUGCUUUCGUGGCCAGAUAAGAGUUGGAAAACCGUGCGUGUCCACAGCUGGCCUCUUGAGUCACCUGUAGGGAGCAAUUGUGCUGUUGGCAGUGCCUGUGACUCCGCUUCCAUAGUCUCUUUUGUCCACGCUAGGAAAUGCUUUCAGAAACCGCUGUCCCCACCAUCAGCCUGGACACUGGUCAUGUGACUCAGCCUCACCUAGCAGUGCCUGUGUCUUUCCGAAUUCAGUGAGGGCUGCUUGAGCCUUUCACAUUUUGGACUUUGGGAAUUUUGGUUUUUGGUUUUGUUUUUAUAGCUUUCCUUUACUCAUAAUAUGAAAGACAAGCAAAAACGUGCAAUCUCCAGAAGUGUCUUGAAGGUGCGUCUUUCUACACAGUGUUGCCUCUACAUGUGAACAUUUAUAGCUUACAGAUUAGCGCCCUGCUCUCUUCACCGUUCGGAUCCCUUUUAAAACCAGGUACUUAAGCAUCUUUAUGGGAAUGUAUACUCUUCUACGAAGUCAGCUGUGAUCUAAACAGAGGCAUGGAAGAAAUGAGCAGGGUUCUCCUAGGGAAAUCAGUCCAGCUUGAUAAGGUGCAGUCCAAAGGACUCACUUUGGGAUAUCAAGGUACGUUAAAAGUAGUAGCAAGCCCGUGCCUGGAAAAAGGCCCAUCCAGUCACUUCACACAUGCCCCGCCCUUGGGAAUAUCAGUGGGGCUGCCAGGUCGGAGUCUCGUGGGUAAACGGGCUGAUUGCUUGCCCCGCCUUUCCAUGUCACAACUCGCUGUAUCGUCUUCACUUCUGACUUGACAGGUACUUCCUGUCAGGAAGUACGGAAAUGAAAUUACAGUCCUCCCCUUUUAUUUUGGUUCUGUUCCUAGAAAAGCCGUCCCCUUCAUCAUUGCUUCUCUUUCUGGAGAAGCCGCGGUAGCCAGACACUAGCAGCCCAGAGUGCUUCCUAGGACACAGCGUCCUGGAGUCCCCGCCGCCUGCUCUGGGAAGCAGGGCUGGUGUGCUUCUCCCACAGCCACACCCACAGCCACGCCCCCGGCAGCUGUGAUGUGAGAGCAGAACUCUGCACACUCCCCAGAAGUCAUCACCACUGUGGUUUAACGGCCCCUUCCAUGAAAUGCCACCUAGGUGUGUUCUCUGCAUGACUGCUCCAUCACAGAGCCUUGAAGAGGGACUUGGAGCUAAAAUAUUCAAAUAUCGAUGAUAUGGUUGAUUGCUAGAAUCUCCAGCCUCUUGGCAAGUUGUAGAGGAAAUCAGUAAUAGAAGAGAGUCUCUGAACGGAAGCAUGGCUGCACGUGGGCAAGGAAAUACAGUAUUAGGAAAGCGGAGACUCGGGCACCCAGCAAGCCUGUGUGGAUUUCCGCUCAUGUGUGGAUGAAUUCAGACUCCUGGGAAAUGAAUUGCCUUCAUUAGAACCCUUUACACUCUUGGAUGGCUCUACAUACCCCUCUAGUCACCUCCCAGCUACAGCGCAUCCUGCAGAGUCCCCAGAGGUUGAACCUUCACAGUGAUGAAAAUCAUGGUUGUCCACCACAGAUAACCAAGGUCUCCAUGGCUCUGCCCACGUGGCUACCGAAUCUGUUGAAAGGAAUGCAUCAGAACAGCUACGUAUGCACAUAGCAGUGCAGUGUGGAUGCUUGUGUCUGCCUGGUGUUCUUGACCCACAGAGACGUGUGUGCUGGCGCUGAUAGGUUUCCAAGCAUUCUCUGAAAAAGAAGACUUUGUCCAUCAGAUAUGAACACUGGCACGGUGCUUGGCUUGUGUCUCCUCUGAGCAAAAGAAUCACAAGUCUGUCUCCCCCUUAGCAAAAAAUGAUUUUAGAAAUAAGUACUUGGAAUUUUGUGUCCUUUUAUAAAAGGUCAGUCAACAUAAUGUGUUUCUCAUUUAAGUGUUUGAAUUAUUCAUGAAAUUACAACAUUGGAAGGGAAUCUUAAGAUCUUGAAUGUCCUAGGUUAGGCAUACCGGGCUGUUAGAUAGAGCCACAGUAAAACAAAAAGAAUCUCAAAGAACACCCACGAAACUGACAUUUGCUAUUACCAAUGGCAGCGUGAAUAGACAGAAGAAGUGACCCCCUUGCCUGGGGCAGGAAGUCUCUGGAAUCAGGUUUGAUACUGUUUUGAGAAAAUUUGACAUAACUUUGGGUGUCUGCCUAUGGUUCUGAGUGGAGCCUGUUUAUCCAAAGGCAGGUAGUCCUGCAUACCCCUGUAUGUCAUACCCCACCAACCACCCUGGGAACAAAGUUGAAUCAUACAGUCAGGGCUCUGGAGUUCCCACCGCCCUGCUGGCUAAGGGCUGCUCUACCAAGUCUGGACUUACAACACCCGACCUUGGGAGACACCACCUCAGCAUCUCAGAGGUCAUGUUUCUAAAGUGUACUGUGGUUUUGUUUAACAUCAAUCCUUAGAAAGCUUGAAUUUCAACUUCAAAGCAAAAAAAUAGCUUGGAACUAUGUGUCACAGUUGGUUCACAGAAAUAUUCAUUAAUAGGGCCUUUGGUUUCGUUUUUUCCUAAUAUUUAAAUAUAUAUAUUUGUAUAUAUGUGAGUUUAUUCACUAAAAUUUAUAUUUUAAAGCAAAAGAAAAACAUUUUUUCAAAGUGCUUUUAUUUUUCUUUCCGUUAAAAUAACAUUAGGGUUCAUUUUUGCUGGUGUAAAGGUAGAUAGAUACUCAGCACCUUCCUGAAGUGACACUUAAGUUAAUGGUUUGUCACCUUUUCAAGCUGUAAGUCCUACCAGGGAAUGUCUGUGUGUUCUGUGAACUGUAGCUCAGCUUGACAGCCAAGAACCAUCCACCAGUCUUCAGGGGAUUGGGUCUGCAUUUUCACCUUUUAACAUUGGAUUCCCACCAAGAAGCCUCGGGGCUAGCACGGGCAGCAGUGUGUGUUGCCCGCAGGAGGUCCUCUAUUGGACUUCCCACACCAGAGCCUGUUAGCCAAAGGCUUUGAAAAGGAGAUCAGAUCUCUGCGUGAGGCAUGAAUUCCACUGGAGUGACUUGUGACUCUGACUCUAUGAACGUUGCUUAUUACGAGACCAACCUAGCUGUCGCCAGCCGCAGAGCCGACCUCACUCAGGCAUCUGAAACCUUUCUGGUCUUUUCCAUCUAGGACCUAGUAGGUGUGGUUUUAGAAAAAGAUGGUGAACGUGUUUGUCAGUACUAUCUCAUUUAAGAUACCUUAAAGUGUUUACCUUUAGGGGUUGAGAGGAUCUGACUGAGGAGACAAAGUGUUUAGGAAAUUCAGAUUGGUUCAAAAGGUAGGUUUCAAGUCUGAUUUAAAUAUUUAUGUUUUUUACUUGGUUCUUUGAGGUGCAUGAGAGGGUGAUUUUUAUUUUUAAAGGGAAAGCAGUUUGAGUAUCUACAUCUCAUUGUUUCGAUGGAUAUGCAGCCUUUCGUUCAUAGCAUAUGUCAGUGUAAGGUCUGGACCAAACACUCACAUCACUAUUUCCCUUGUUCUGUGUGCGCUUGUGAUUUAUGCCAUUUGCCUUGCAUUGUAAGUGGCUUUUUCAAGGUAUUGUCGUUUGGGGGAGGGAAACAAUCUUACAUGGCAAGCAUAAAAACUGUUACUUCCUGGACAGCAGGGAAGCUACUCACCUCACCGUCAUGCCUGCCCAUGCUGCAUAGUAACCAGGGACUUGGGCUCUUCCCUUUGCACAGCUGCCACCUGGGGCCUACACCUGGAUGUGGUUGCCAUAGGCUUGUUACUUUAUGGCUAUCUUUUUCCAGAAAACUCAGGAACUCGGAGAUUAGGCAAGGACUCAGCGAAGCAUGUUGUAAAGCCCAAGCCUAGAAGCUGGAACAGGCAUCUCAUGGUGGCUCUAGCCAAAUCCCUCUGGCUCUGUGCUCUGUGCCACGGGAUCCCACCAACAAGACCCACCCCUCUUGAGCCUGACCUCCUGAUGUGAUGAGGUGGUACCGAGUGAGAAUACCCUGUGACACUAAGAUGACUGUACCCAUGCAAAUGUUGCUCGACACUGUGAAUGUCUCUCUCUCCUGUUUCCCCUGUCCUGUCCUCCAGCCUUCAUGUAUGUGUAUCCUCUGCCAGUGUACGGCUCGCAGAGCAGUGGCCUCUGUGGCUCAGAAUAAAUGUGCAACAUCUGA